AUGGCGCCCCAGUACACGCCCAUCCCCCUCCCCCAGACCCCGACCCAGACCCUCGCCACGCUCGCCGGCCUGGGCGCCUCCGCCUGGCUCUUAAAGCUCAUCGUCCGACACAUCCUCCUCCGCCUCCCCGCAAACCCCUCGUCGAAAUCCCCCUCCUCCGCCGGUCCGCACUUCGCAGCAAUGUCCCCCGACCGGAAACAGGCCCUCCAGGACCGCCCGGCCAUCAUCGUCGGCGGCGGCCUCGCCGGCCUCGUCGCCGCCUUCGAGCUCUCCGAGCGCGGCGUCCCCACCAUCGUCAUCGACCAGGAGAACGAGGCGAACCUCGGCGGCCAGGCCUUCUGGUCGCUCGGCGGCAUCUUCUGCGUCAACUCGGCCGAGCAGCGACGCAUGGGCAUCAAGGACUCGCGGGAGCUCGCUAUGAGAGACUGGUUCGGCUCGGCGGCGUUCGACCGCGAAAAGGAGGAUACGUGGCCGCGGCGCUGGGCCGAGGCGUUUGUCAACUUCGCCGCCGACGAGAUGGAGGCGUACGUCAAGGCGAGGGGUAUGGGCUUCCUCUUCAACGUCGGCUGGGCCGAGAGGGGCUGUGGCAGGGCGGAGGGACACGGUAAUUCGGUUCCGCGGUUCCACGUCACAUGGGGCACUGGGCCGGAGGUCGUGAGGGUGUUUGAGGAGCCGGUGCGGCGCGCGGCCAAGAACGGCGUCGUGCAGUUCCGCUUCCGGCACCGCGUCGACGAGAUCAUCACCGACGAGACGGGCCGCGCGAUCGGUGUGAGGGGGAAGGUGCUGGCGCCGGAUAGCUCUGCUCGCGGCGUCAAGUCGAACCGGAAUGUCGUCGACGACUUUGAGAUUUUCGGCUCCGCUGUCGCGGUUACGUCUGGUGGUAUUGGAGGCAACGUCGAGGCAGUGAAGGCGGCGUGGCCCGUCGACCGGCUCGGGCCCAAGGUCCCGGAGAACUUCGUCGUCGGCGUGCCCGCGCAUGUCGACGGAAGGAUGAUUGGGAUCGCGGAGCAGGUCGGCGCGAACGUCAUCAACCGCGACCGCAUGUGGCAUUACACUGAGGGCCUGCAGAACUGGAACCCCAUCUGGCCGGACCACGGCAUCCGCGUGCUCCCCGCGCCGAGCUCACUCUGGCUUGACGCCACCGGCAAACGACUCCCCCCGUUUCUCUUCCCCGGCUCCGACACCCUGGCGACGUUGAAGCACAUCUGCAGCACGGGAUACGACUACACGUGGUUCAUCCUGGACCAGAGCAUCAUCGCGCGCGAGUUCGCCCUCUCCGGCUCCGAGCAGAACCCGGACGUGACGGGCAAGAGCGUCUGGCAGCUUCUGACCCGCGUCUUCGGCAAGAAGGGCACGGUGCCGGUGCAGAACUUCCAAAAGUACGGCAAGGACUUCGUGGUGAGGGACAACCUCCCCGAGCUGGUGCAGGGGAUGAACGAGCUGCAGCGCGAGCGCGGCGGCCCCGUGCUCGACCUCGCGGAUAUCCAGGAGACGAUCGAGAUCCGCGACGGGCAGUUUGACAACGCGUACUCCAAGGAUGCGCAGGCGAUGUUGAUCAACAACGGCCGCACGUACUGGGCCGACAAGCGCAGCCGCAUCGCGCCGCCGCACAAGCUGCUCGACAAGGCCCACGGCCCGUUGAUCGCGGUCCGGAUGAACCUGCUGACGCGGAAGACGCUCGGCGGCAUCGAGACGAACCUGGAGAGCAACGUCAUGAAGGCCGACGGGGAGAAGUUCUCUGGUCUGUAUGCGGCGGGUGAGGCCGCUGGAUUCGGUGGCGGCGGCGUCCAUGGAUACAACAGCUUGGAGGGGACGUUCUUGGGAGGCUGCAUCUUCUCGGGAAGGGCAGCCGGACGCGGUAUUGCUGAUGAGUUGUUGGGGCCGGCGGAAGCCAAGGGCGCCCGCUCCAAGAUGUAA
Molecule: messenger RNA, 1917 nt
Organism: Colletotrichum karsti
Lineage: Eukaryota; Fungi; Ascomycota; Sordariomycetes; Glomerellales; Glomerellaceae
Product: FAD binding domain-containing protein
Exons: 1
Coding region: 1-1917 (638 amino acids)
Molecular function (GO): oxidoreductase activity, acting on the CH-CH group of donors
Source: RefSeq, a predicted model, not a curated record